GCUCGAGUAGACAAGUUUGUGAAACGAUUUUUAAGUAACGUUACUUAUCGAGCCCCAUUGAACUUGGUUACACAAUGAAUUUGAAGCACAACCUUUCGGCAUUUAAAGCGGAAUAAACACUGCAUUGAUGUUAAAAUGAAGGCGACCCUUUUAAUCGGACUGCUUUUGCUGUUUGUCGGACUCGCACAAGGGGCUUCUUUCUAUGGUGAUGGAUUUGUGCAGUUAAAAGGAAUGGAGUCGUCUAGCCGUAACACACUGCACGUCCGCUUCCGCACCUCCAGUCAGAGCGGCCUGCUUUUCCUAGCUGCAGGGCAGACUGAUUUCAUCCUGCUGGAGAUGAAUGCUGGCAGACUGCAGGUACGGUUGGACAUGGGCUCUGAGGAAAAAAUCCUUCUCUCAGACAGUGGAACCCAGCUGAAUGAUUUGGCCUGGCACACUGCAGAGCUUCUUCAUGAGUAUCUCAACGUCACGCUGACUGUGGACAACCACUCCCAGAGCAGCUUGCAAAUGCCAACUCCAGAGCAGCAGCUAGACAUCAACAUUGGUUUGUACGUGGGUGGUACUGGAGGUUUGGAUCAGCCCUACCUGGCCAGUGAUCUCAAUGGCUUCCGUGGUUGCCUUGAUGAAGUAAUAUUUAACCAACACAACCUUCUUUCUUCACUGAGGCCCUAUUCCGGAUUUAAAAACGUCUAUGAGGUUUCUCUUGGAUGCAGCCCCCAGUUUUUCGCAAAUGAGGAAGAUCCCAUGAGUUUUUUCAGCUCAAGAGCUUACGUGUCCCUUCCUCUGUGGACGGCACAACACGAAUGGGUUUUUGAAAGCUCAGUCCACACCUCAGCCGAAGAAGGGAUUGUUAUGUACAACUCCGCACGACAGGGAGAUUUCAUAGCCUUGGAGAUCCAGAAAGGACUGAUUGUUGCUGUCAUCGGUAAAGACGGAGUAAAAACAGAACUACGUUCUCUCGCCUUCAUCAAUGACAAUAGAUGGCAUGACAUCAAGCUUUACUUCACCUCAAAAAGCCUCCAGCUUACAGUAGACGGAGAGACCUUAAUGUCCAGCAUUAGCUCUAGAUCCAAAUCCUUUCAUCUGAAAGGUUGGCUUUUCCUCGGGGGAAUUGAUGACAGCACACGUUCUGAGGUCAGAAAGGUGGGCCUCUCUUCACUGGCGGGAAAACGUGUUAAAGGUGGUUCCUUCAAAGGAUGCUUCAGGAACAUUAGAGUAAAUAAUGUUAAAAUGGGUCUUCCUAAUGCUGUGGUUACUAAAGACAUCUCUGUUGGCUGUGAACCUGAAAAGGAAUUGGAGAUAAGCACCACAGUCAGCCCGGCAACCCUUCACAUGACUUCUGUUGGCACUGUCACUCAGCUGCCUCCCCUCGAUGUCUCAACCCUAGCUAAAGGUCUUGUUAAGAAGUAUGGACAUCAUUUCCUUCAUCUUAAGAACCUUGUUGUCGCAGAAGGUGGUCGGGCAUCAUUGAAUUCAAGGCACAUUAAAGUAAACCUUGAUUUCAAGAACCUUGGUAUCCGCCAGUCACAGAUCAUCUUUAGGAUUGAAGAGCAGCCCGUGCAUGGUCAGCUUAGGCUUGAUGUGGACCAGGACCAGGUGGAGCAUACAUUCAGCAUGCUGGAUUUGUGGCAUGGCAGAGUAAUGUAUAUCCAUGGAGGAUCUGAAGAUCCACAGGACUUUUUUAUGUUCUCUUUGUUCUCCAGUAGCAGAAAGGAGGUUCCAGGCUAUUUAAAGGGACACAAGUUGCAUCGUUAUAAUGUUACUGUCACGCCAACCAACGAUGCCCCUGAAUUGAGUCUGCCGGAAGGGAAUCUAUUUGUUCUUCUUGAGAACUCUAGGAAGAAGCUGACUACUGAUGUUCUGAAGGCCAUAGACAUCGACAGCAAUAACACAGAACUUGUUUACUCAGUCUUAGGCAAUCUUAAUGCCGAUGCGGGGUAUUUGGAAAACGUAGACAACCCCGGUAAAGCCGAAAGCUCUUUUUCUCACUUGGCUCUUGCAGAAGGUAAAAUAAGUUACGUCCACACAGGAGUGAGGAACUCCAGGAUUGUGCUGAGAGUCAGCGAUGGAGAGAAAGUGAGCAAUACAGUGGUGCUCAGAAUCAUGGCCGUGGGACUGAAGUAUACAAUUUUCAACAACACAGGUCUGGAAGUCACUCAAGGAGAGAUGUUUCUAAUAAGCACCGACCAACUGGCAAUCUGGACAAAUGCAGUGAAGCAGGUGGUUGACAUUCGUUUUGAUGUGAUCGAGCCACCAAAAUUCGGUGAACUCCAAAGGCUGCAUUCGAAUGGAGAGUGGAAGAUCACCAGCUCAUUUUCUCAAAGAGUUCUUGAGAAGGAACGCUUAAGAUACCUUAACACUUACCCGUCCAUUCAAACGAGCAAUAGCUCGGAUCUCUUCAAGUGUAAAGUCACAGUGGCUUCCAGAGCCACAGAGGAGCUAGUGUUUCCCAUUAGAGUGAAGUGGAUAAACUACACGUUAGAGAAGAAUGAAGCGAUAAAACUGGAUAAAACAAGAAGUGCUGUAAUUGAUUCUGAACAUUUGUAUGUAACAGCACGUGGUGUAACUUUGUCUGAGGAUGAGCUUCAUUUUAGAUCGUUGACUCUACCAAAAAGAGGAAUACUUGUAGUGAGUAAUACAAAGUUGGAUGAGAAUUCCACAUUUUGUCAAAGAGACAUCACAGAUCUGAAGGUUGAAUACAGACUGGUAGAUAGAUUGUACGAGGACACCAGUGAUGAAUUUGUUUUCCAGAUAUUCUCAAAGCACGCACAUUCUGCUAGUCACAUAUUCAAAAUCAACAUUAAAGCAGAUGCCAACAGCGUUUUCAUGAAAAACAAUGGGUUGUCUCUUCUUGAAGGUGAAAGUAAACUCAUUACAAAAGAUGAACUGUUUGCUGAAACUAUUAGCACUAAAGAAAUAUACUACACUGUCACAACGGCUCCACGCCAUGGCAAGCUAACACGAAUCAAUCUGUCAGACUCUACCAAAGAAUUUGAUAAUAUUCUGUCAUUCACCAAUCAGGACAUUUUGGAGGAGCGUAUUAUGUAUGUUCACGAUGACAGUGAAACAAAUCUUGAUAACUUUACAUUCAUAUCAUCCAAAAGUCCAGUUACCAAGAUGACUGUGAUAGAUGAUAUUGGCUCCAAGGAGGGCACCUUCAACAUUUCUAUACAGCUAGUGAAUGAUGAAAAACCUGUUCGUGUCAUAGACAAGAUUUUUCACGUUGUCAGAAAUGGACAGAGAUUACUUACCAUCGAUGAUCUCCGCUACUAUGAUGCCGACUCAGACUUCAGUGAUGGGGAGCUUGUCUACACCAGGCGUGGUAUCCCAAUAGGUGAUUUGGUUCUUGCUAACGACACCUCACACAAGUUGUACCAGUUUCGCCAGGAAGACUUGGAACAGAAGCGAGUGUUGUUUAUUCACCAUGGGAUGACCUCUGGUCGCUUUGUCCUCUUCGUGUCAGAUGGCAAACACUUUGUUUCCUCACUGUUGGAUAUUAGCGCACAGGAUGCUUAUUUAAAAGUUGGCAACAACACAGGCCUUUUGGUUCAGAAAGGCCAAACCAAGAGUCUCAGUCAAGCUAACUUUAGUGUGGAUACAAACCUUGAUGUCAGAAGUGAUGACGAAAUCAUAUUUAAGAUCAUAGAGGCUCCAAAACUUGGGCGUCUGUAUUUAAAUGACAGCCAGACAGAGUCAUUCACCCAGCGUGACCUGAGGAACGGCUACUUGUCUUACCAUCAUGACAACAGCAGAAAUCUGGCUGACUUUUUUACACUUCUAGUGGAAGUGAAGGGGCUGAAGUGUGAUGCUAAAAUUUUGGUAAAAGUGUAUCUGGAAAGUCAUCAAAGACCACCGGUUAUCCUUCAUAAUAAGAUUUUACUGGUAGAGGAGGGAAAACCAAUCAAGAUUAUAGGCAGUAAACUCAAGGUCACUCACGAGGCUAGUUCUCCUUCAGAAAUAACCUUCACAGUCAAAGGAACUCCAUCUUAUGGAUACCUGCGGAAGUUUCUUGAAAGUAAAGAUCAAUACCAAGGGACUAAGGAAGAUCUGUGGAUGACUUUUUCCCAACAAGAUGUUAAUGCUGGCAACAUUCAGUACAUACAGGUGACACCUGGCCAAGUGAAUGAUUCCUUCACCCUAGAGGCCAGCAAUGGGGUCGCAGAGAUCAGUGACAUCAUCGUGUCUGUGGAUAUUAUCCCACUCCUCAUACCCAUUAAGGUGUCCAAUAUCAGUCUGAAGGAAGGGGCGUCUAAAGCACUCACUGAGGACAUCAUCAGAGUCACCAACCCACAUUUCUCUGGGCUAAACUUUGUGUAUCACGUCUCAGAGGGACCCCAGCACGGCCGCAUCGAGAAUUCCCGUUUUCCAGGGAUGCCCACAACAUACUUUACAAGGAAACAGGUGGAGCAGGAGUUUAUAUACUAUGUCCAUGACAAUACCGAAACUUUGGAAGAUAGUUUCACUGUCACUGCAAAUGACACCGAUCUGAGAAAACACAGCGCACCAUGGACCGUGUAUGUGCAGGUCAUAGCCGUCAAUGAUGAGUCUCCUGUUGUUACUGCCAACAAGGUUCUCAGGGUGUGGGUUAACUCAACCACUGAGAUCAUCCCUGAUGAUCUGAACGCUGAAGAUGAAGACACGUCCCCAGAACAGCUGGAGUACAUCAUCACCCAACCCAGCAAUGGUCACUUGGCUAGGCCCAAUAGACCAAUUAUGAACUUUACUCAAGCUCACAUUGCUCAGAGGCAGCUGCUUUUUCUUCAUAAUGGUCCUAUGGCAGGAGGCUUCAACUUCCAAGUAAACGAUGGUUUGAACUUUGCUCCCAGGCAAAUAUUCAGUAUUAUGGCUCGUGCCCUUGUUCUUAAACUAGAGAAAGCUGGACCUCUUCAUGUGUUUCCAGGCUCUUUAUCCUUGAUCUCAAAAGAGGUUCUUCAUGCAGUAACUAAUGACGAUAAGAGUGUCACAAACCGAACCAUUUAUUUCACUGCAAUCAAUCCACCAAAAUUUGGAAAACUGGUCAAAGUGCAAGCAGACAAGUCCACAACAGAUAUCUUAUCCUUCACACAACAAAUGGUGGAUGAGGGUGAAGUGGCAUAUGAACAAAGUCAUUUGACCUCUUUGGGAUGGGCGGCACUUGACAAGUUCACAUUUACAGUGUCGUGCCCUCCUGCUACACUUGAAACACAAACAUUUGACAUUGACAUUUCCUACGAACAUGUGGGAUCUGAACGAAGAUCUGUGCUCCUCAAAAACAAAGGUGUGCAAGUAACUGAGGGAGACAAGGUGCUUAUCGACAAAUCGCUGCUGGAUGCAUCCAAUCUCAUGACUAAACUGUCUGAAUCUAAACACAGCUCUUAUGAGGUUUGGUACCAGGUCACAUCUUUACCCCAGCAUGGCGUCGUCAUCGUUGGGGAACGAAAUCUCACCAAAGAAAAACCCAAUUUCUCUCAGUACAUUCUUAACAAGUAUGGAAUCACAUAUCAUCAUGACAACUCUGAGACCACCUGCGACCAUUUUGACUUUGACGUCUUUCUCAACCUGAAGAGCAAGCCACCAAACCGCCCCCUAGACGACUCUGAUGUGGUGUCCGAAUCUUUCAACAUCACUAUUACCCCUGUAAAUGAUCAGCCCCCGGUUCUGAAGACCAAAGCCCCCAGCCUUAAAGUUGUUCAGGGGGACACCGUUCCUAUUGGACCCGACAACUUAAAUGUUGUGGACUCGGAUAAUCUACCCAGUGAAAUCCAGUACACCGUGAUUAGCAAACCUAGCAAUGGUUUUCUUGCUCUGGCGGAGCGCUUGAAUGAGUCGGUGGAUGCAUUCUCGCAAGAGGAGAUCAAUAACGGAGAGCUGUUCUUUGUCCACGACGGCAGCCCAGCAUCCGGUGCGUUCUACUUCAGCGUGACCGACAGCCAGCAUCGUCCGUUAUAUAAACUCUUCAAUCUGGAAGUAAUCAAGAUUACGGUUUCACUUGCAAACAACACAGAAGUGUUAAUCGACCAAGGACGUACCACUGUGGCACUUACACAGUCACACUUAGCUGCAGUCACAAAUGGUAAGAACACUACUGUCCAUUAUAAAAUUACAAUACCUCCACAAUAUGGUAAACUUCUCCAGGACAAUGAGGAGGAGGUCACUGUUUUCAGUCACAAUGUUCUCCAGGAGCAAAAGCUAAGUUACCACAUGGUCAACGUCACAUCUUCCCAUGAUACUUUUGAGUUUACUGCCUUUACAUCAGAAGCAAACCUAAGCAAUCAAGUAUGUAAUAUCACAGUGAAACCCCUCAUUAAAUACAUAAAAGGGGCAAAGUUUCAAAAUGAAAUUCGCAAUAAGCUCAAACCAGAGUUUCUGAAUGUGUCAGAACUGGCUUUGUUGAGCAGUAGUGACCCAUUGUUUGAAAUUACAUCACCUCCUGAAAAUGGCAGGGUUGUCAGGACAACCAGCAACAAGGGAGGGAACGCCGAAUCUGUGGAGUCUUUCACUUUCAGCGAGCUACUACAGAAGAAACUGGCCAUUGAGUUGAGGGCGAACCUGACGGGUAUCCAGGAAUUAAAUGAUUCCUUUGGAUUUGUGCUUAAAGCUAAUAAUGUCCAACCUGCCAGAGGGAUUUUCACCUUCAUUAUCGUACCCUACGUUCCCACACUUGAGAUGUCAACAGUCUCAAUGUCCACAACGAGACCCGUUUUUUAUAACCAGACCACGGCGAAAGACCCUACUCUGUCUUCCGCAUAUUCCGUUGCGCAGCCAACGCAACGGGUGCCCAAAUCUACAUCAAGAUUCAAAAGUCGGAACCGCUGGGGUAGCUCAAACAGCAAUGACAUACAUACCACUAUGCUUAAACCAACACAGGGGGGCGAGGAGAUUUAUCCAAUAAAUAACACCCCAGUGAAAGUGGAAUCUGUAACCCAGACAGACUCCCCAAAAUCAAUGAUUAUCCUGUUGCCUCUACUUGCUUUUCUUCUUCUGGUCAUCAUAGUGGUUGUGUCGAUGCUGCUCUUCAGGCGGAACUGGAGGAACAAGCAGAAUCCUGAGAAGCAGAAGGGUAAAUCACUUCCUCCACCACAGCCAGAUGAUCUAUCCAAUCAGGAUCAGCCCAAGUGGAGUUCAUCUGUUCCUGUUGUGACUGUCACUCCUCUUAAUCCAAGCAAAUCUGGAAGUUCUACCGUAAAUAGACUGCAAACCAGAUGUGAAAACUCCCCGUAUGACCAGUCAAUGUCUCUGUGUUUUGUUGGAGACCUGGAGCCUGAAGUUUCACAGCAUUGUAGGACAACCAACCCCACCCUGCGAAAUAAUCAGUAUUGGGUGUGACCUUAGUCUGUACAUAGCUUUUUAAACUUAAGAUCCAUUACUGUAUUGUCAAGGUAAUGAGCUUGGGGUUUUACAAAGGUAAUUUGUAUUUGUAACAUUUGUUAUGAAACACUACAAGUUAGGAGGUGCCACAUUGCAUUUGGAAAUCGACGCUGUCCUUCCAAAACCUUGUAUUUCCAACUUUGCUGUUUUUCAGGAAAUGGAAAAAACACUGUACUUUUUAAAUGUGUGAGUACUGGGUUGAAGUUGACCAGCACUUUUGAUUACAUUUUAUCGCAAAAACAUAAAGGGUGACUAAUAAUAAUGAUUUAUUGCAAAAAACGCAAAAUACGGAGAUACAAGGUUCAGAAGGACAGCAGCCAUAUACAGUGCUGUUCAUAAAUUUGCAUAUUAGAAACAGCAUUUGGUUCUGAUGACUACACACAAAAUAGACACUGAAAUGUGCGUACACAGUUUUUCAUGGACAUAUUUGGAUUUAUAUGUCCACACCCAACGGAUGCUUUACUGUGUAGGCACACUUUAAAGAUCCAGUUUAAAACAUAAGCCCAUGAUGUUCUUUAAAUUUUGACACAACAAAUGUUUUUUGUUAAUGAAAGAACAGGCAGUUGAAGAUUCAAGCAUUACUUUUAAAGCUAUUCGCAAGUUAUGAAACAAUUGUACUGACAAUGGUAUUUUUAUUGGAUUUUACAAAAUUGUAUAAGUUAUUUCAUUUUAUUUUUAAUUUCUUUGCUUUAUUCACAGUCAUUUGUAAGGGCACAUGUGCAGCUGGGUGUUUUGUAAUAAUAACUUUUGUUUCUACCUCAAAUCAAAUGUACUCAUGACAGUUUAAACGUACAGUUAACCACUGGUGGACAUGUUUGGCAACCAGAAAUUUCUAAAUAGAUCAAAAUUAUUUCAAAUUUUCAACAAUAUAUCUCUUAAAUGUAUCAUUUAAUUAAAUGUUUUGUUGAAAAAGUGUAUUCAUGCUAUAUUUAAAAUGUAUACAUUUUUUCAAAUCAUAGCUAUAUGAUCAAAUGGAAAUAUCUCUCAAAAUUGCGGUUCCCCGUAUGGUGGUUGAAUUUACAGAGACAGUAUGUUACACUGAAUUAAUUUCAUACGGUUAAUAUUUUGCUACCAUAUACAUUUGUAGACUAAACAUAUUUAUAGCUGCAAGGAAGUUUAUUUAUUACAUUAUUUGUAUAUCUGCAUUUAUUAUGGCACUGAGACAACAUCCUACAGAUAGAAAUGUGUGGUGUGCAUAUCUUGAUGGCACGACAAUGUAUAUCUUUUGGGUGUUUUACCUAAUCAUGACGUAUGUAAUAAUAUAAUUGUUUAUAUAAAUGUUUUUAUACUCAGGAAAUUCCCUUCAGAAGUAAUUUGUUUACAUGGAGAUAAAACACUUUAAAUAAUGAUGCAAUAAGUUGAAACCACUGGAUUCCUGGCAAUUAUUUCCUUGUAUGGUCAAUGAAACACUGGAUUACUGGAAGUAAACUACAUAAAGUGUAUCUUAAUUUAGCAGCUGGGGUGAGAGUGCAUAAACAUUGCUUUUUAACUCUAUUAAGACAUAUGGUGCUGUAUGUAGCAUUAGAACAUUUGUAUGCCCACUGUGACCUCUAUACUGUAGAGAAAUGUGGAUUUCAAACAACCUGGAAGUCACACUUUACAGAAAAGAGAUACCAUUUCAAAGGUUGGUGAUCACACUAGACAUUUAGAACAUGUUCGGUAUUUCUGAUUUCUGUUAUUGUAUAUUUUUGUUCAUGUAUUUAUAUUAUAGACUGAAUAUUUCUUUUUGUCAAUAAACAGC
This is a messenger RNA of Triplophysa dalaica, 9088 nucleotides long. RefSeq names its product chondroitin sulfate proteoglycan 4ba (gene cspg4ba). The coding region runs from base 136 to 7305 and encodes 2389 amino acids. The record is from RefSeq and is a predicted model, not a curated record. The transcript has 10 exons. Lineage: Eukaryota; Metazoa; Chordata; Actinopteri; Cypriniformes; Nemacheilidae.